Messenger RNA from Rotaria sp. Silwood2, 942 nucleotides. Lineage: Eukaryota; Metazoa; Rotifera; Eurotatoria; Philodinida; Philodinidae. The record is from the annotation of a GenBank genome assembly.
AUGCCGCUUGACGAAAUUUCUGAAGAUAUCGACGAACCUCAUCCUAAUGAAGAAACAGAGACGAUUCCAGAUGAUUGGGUUGUUGGAUCAAAAAGUGAUGGUGAUAUGCGUUUGGAAAUAUUUCUCAAGUAUAUGCUGGCAGUCGGAAUGACAUCUAAUGCCAAUCGAAGAUUUAUCAAACUUAUCUGUCGUUUGAUAACAAAAACUGACAUGUACUUCGUAUUUUCCUCACUAUUACAAUCAUUUAUUGACACAAAGAUUACUAAGAAUGAUCCUCAUUAUGACAUAGCAUCACUCUAUGUUGAAAAAUAUCGCACUACAAAACGUAUAGAAAAUUUAUUGACCCUAUAUACACUUGAAUGUCCUUUCUACAAAAGUCUUGGAUAUGGAGAUGAAACCGCCCUUUUGUAUAUGCCUAUUAUAUGGCAACUGCACAAACUACAACAUCGCGCUUUUACUGGACGUUCUUAUCGUGGUUUGACCAUGACUCAAAAAGACUUUCGUGCUUAUCAAUGGGCUGAAGAGAAUCACGAACGAAGCAUAACAAUACAAAGUUUCUGUUCGACAUCUGUAGUCGAGAAAGUAGCACUUAAAUUUGCAGGCGUAGGAAAUGGACAGACGAGUAUUUCCGAUCGAGUACACAUUUUAAUGGCAAUGGACUUUCGAACCGCAUGCCCGACAGCCAUUCGUUUGUAUAAAAUAUCGAAAAAUACGGAAUGCUUGUCAGCAUACGAGGAAGAACUAGAAGUUCUUGUCUUGCCCGGAACGAUAUUUCGUGUCACUAGUAUUGAAAUGAUGAACUCAGUGUAUGUCAUUUAUCUGGAGAAUAUUCUAGCGAAAUGGGACCCUGAUUUAAUUUUGAAAACUAUGACUAGACAAAACAUGGUGAAUGAGUUAAACGAAAUGUUUCAAAAGGUAUUAUCCCAAACAGAGUCCAAUUGA